AUGACGGACUUCACAAGAGCGGGCGGCUGGUUCGUGGUCGCGCUGGAGCAGAUCCGCGGCCACGCCCUGCUCAACCUCCGCUCGGGCGAGCGUGUCCGGCUCCCGGACCGCGUCCGCCUUCGAGAUCAUUUCUCCAUGCAGGACGUCGACGACAUACACUUCAAAGACUACACCAGGAAGUGCCCCGUCUUCAUCCGCGCCGCCACCAUGUCCGCCGCGCCGCCUGCCGGCCCUGGCGCUGGCGCCUGCGUCGUCGCCGCCUUGACCACCGGCCAGACCAAUAUCGCGUUCUGGCGCCCGGGGAUGGACUGCUGGUCGACGACCAAGACGGAGCUUCGGGGUGACGCCCAAGACCUGACGUUCCACGAUGGGUGGUUCUACGCCGUCACGCCCAGGGACGAGCUAUUCCGGUACAAGGUGAGCAACCGUAGAGGCGGCGCGAUCAAGGUGCGAGCCCAGGAGAUAACCUUCCCCGAGUCGUGGCAGGCCCCGUUGGCGUCCGGGGAGAUCGUCUCCCGCUACCUCCUGCCGUCCGCCUCCGGCGAGGAUCUGCUAAUGGUGAAGAGGUAUGUCCACCCGGCCAAAGGUACGUGGCGGUUCCAGGUCUUCACGCUGCUACAGAAAGGGAGCGGGCUGGCUUGCCGGCGCUUUUACCGGAUGUGGGGGCAGGUGCUCUUCGUCGGGCGAGGAUGCUCCAAGGCCUUCGACACCGGAAACCGUCAAACCGGCUUCGUCUACUUCCUCGACGACGUCUACCGUGGCCCCAUGAGUGUUCUCCAGCAGGACCAGUACCGCUGCACUGACACUGGCUCCUUCUGUUGCUUUCCCAAAUCUUCCGACGACGAUAUCAACCGCUGCCUGCCGCAAGAGCCAGCCUCGGACUCCUCCCCGUGGAUCUGGUAUCUCCAGUGA
This is a messenger RNA of Lolium rigidum, 912 nucleotides long. RefSeq lists its product as uncharacterized. The transcript is spliced from 2 exons. Bases 1 to 912 code for a protein of 303 amino acids. The record is from RefSeq and is a predicted model, not a curated record. NCBI's taxonomy places the organism in Eukaryota, Viridiplantae, Streptophyta, Magnoliopsida, Poales, Poaceae.